Messenger RNA from Ailuropoda melanoleuca (giant panda), 1971 nucleotides. It is a transcript of the gene VSIG10L2, whose product is annotated as V-set and immunoglobulin domain containing 10 like 2. The record is from RefSeq and is a predicted model, not a curated record. NCBI's taxonomy places the organism in Eukaryota, Metazoa, Chordata, Mammalia, Carnivora, Ursidae. Gene Ontology annotation, molecular function: protein binding.
AUGGUGGCAACAGGCUGGAGAAAACCUGAGCGCUCGUCGCCGCCGGACCACUACCUCCUCAGAAGACCACACGUGUUAACGGGACGGGGAGAUGAGGCCACGGUGGGUCCGAGGGCUCCACACAGACUGCUCGGUCUCCUGGUCCUGAUCCCCCUCUGCCUUCUGCAUGGAGGGGCCUCUGGGCAGCCCCACCGGACCCACCGAGCCCCUGCCGAGGGGGCCACAUCCGUUCAAGGAGUGCGGGGCGGCUCUGUGGAGCUGGCUUGUGGCUCCGGACCCCCCCCACUCGUGGUCUUCUGGAGCUUCACUCCCCUGGGCUUGCUGACUCCCCGGCCUGUGGCUGUCACCAAUGGAGCGGAGUCCAAGGUGGAGGCUGGGGCCUUGGCUCUGGGGGCCGCGAGUCUCCGGAACAGCAGCCUGGUGCUGCGGGAGCUGUGGGAGGGUGCCCGAGGCCGCUUCCUGUGCCAGGCCCUGCACGCAGCUGGGGGCCAGCUGCACACUACCUACUCCUACCUCAUGCUGGCCGUGCUGGUGCCCUUAUCAAAGCCUUGGGUGAGGCUGAACGACCUGUCCCCUGUGGAGGGGGCCUCCGUGGUGGCCACAUGUGCAGUCCGGGAGGGCACAGAGCCUGUCACGUUUGCCUGGCGACAUCAGGCACCUCGAGACCCGGAGGAGGUGCUGUUGGAGGUGACAGAGCGAUGGCUUCAGCUAGACCCGGUCAACAGGACACACCUGGGCUGGUACCUAUGCAGUGCCCACAAUGCCGUCAACCAGCUGAGCAGCGAUGGAACCUUCCUUGAUGUCAUCUGGGAUCCCCUCCAGAGCCCCACCUGCUGGACCGCAGCCACAGUCGGAGACCAGUUCAUCACGCUGAGCUGUGAGUGGCCUGGAGGCGAGCCCCUGCCAUGCUGAGCUGGCUGAAUGGACAGCAGCAGCCCCUCGCUGGCCGCCCACCUCCUGCAGGCCCGGGAAGAUCUGGCUGGCCGAGAGUUCACCUAAAGGGGCACGCACCCACUCAGGGUCCCUGACGCCCACUGCCGGCUCCAGCUGGAAGCUCCGCAGGGGGCCGUGGCUCAGCCCCGGGUGUCGGUGCUGGAAGGGGGAGAGGCCUGGCUGGGCUGCGCCCUCCUGGGGGGCACGCCGCCUGCCCAGCUCCGGUGGCUGGGACCCCAGCGACAACAGGUGGAAGCGGGCACCUCCGGAUUCAUGCUGCACCCCGACGCCCCCCAGCUGCACCUUCACAUCUGGGAGGCUGACCCCGCGCGCCACAGGGGGGCCUACCAGUGCGUGGCCCACAACACUGUGGGCGACAGCAGUCGCAGCGUCCUGCUGGAGGUCCCGAGAUACCCGGCUCCUCCCAACGUCACCAUCCGCCGCCUGACCUAAGGGAGAAGCCGGUCAGAGGUGCUGCUGCGGUGGGCCGUCCAGGGCCCCGGGAACCUGACGGGCUUCCUGGUGCAGCGCAGGGCCGGCGGCCGCAGCCCAGCAGCCGGGGCCUGGGAGACGGCAGCCGGGGACAUCAAGCCUGAGAGCAGGGGCCGGACGCUGGGGGGCUUGGACCCAGGUGUUCGCUACGCCUUCCGCGUCCUGGCUCUGAAUCACCGCACGGCUGGACACCCGUCUGAGGUGAAGACACCAGGUGCUGGGCCUAAAGCCCGGACCCCACACUUCAGCGCCUAUCCAGCAGUGCUGGGUGCAGCGGGCACAGGAGUGGUGGUGGUGGCCGUGCUCCCUACUGGCAUGGCCUCCCUACUGGUGUUCCAGUAUGCUGCCCGGCACCCGGAGACUCUCCCCUGCCUUGGUCAGUUGCUUGUUCCCACGGAACAGAGUCACCAAUACGGGGAUUCAGGAGAAGGCCUGGAGGCACCGGCGGGCGUCGAACCACCACCCACCACCCCAGGUCCAGAUCCCACAGAAAAACCCACAGAUGCCCCAGCUCAUGUCACCAUCACUGUGACUGCAACUCCGUGA